Messenger RNA from Didymodactylos carnosus, 326 nucleotides. The record is from the annotation of a GenBank genome assembly. NCBI's taxonomy places the organism in Eukaryota, Metazoa, Rotifera, Eurotatoria, Philodinida, Philodinidae.
AACAUGUCGUUGAGUUAAACAAUUUAAUAUCGACGUCUAAGUUACCUGAAAUUGCUGACAUCUAUAGUGAAGGCGAAGUGCAUAAUGCGCAUUUAAUGAUAAUGAAGUUUGAUUUCACGGAAAGUCCGUGUCCCACAGCCUUUGAUCUAACAAAAGACCCAUGCAUCUUACACAUGCCCUACGAAGAAGAAGUACUCGUGCUAGAGCAUACAUCGCCAACGCAAGGCAAUCCGUACGAACGAUUUAUGAUCACAUUCAAAUAUGUGCCGAUGACUGGCGGGCGUACUCCGAACUCGUUCAUUUGGGAGCGAUCCCGUUUAGAAUGA